AAACUUUAGUCUGUAACACCGUGCCGCGUUAAGCACACGGGGGCUUAUUAGCAUUUUAAAUCAUCUUUAUUUAUUCUUUAUGCUAAUUACACAAAUACUGAAAGAAACAGUUUUAAUUAAAAAUUUGAUACUGGCUGAUUAUAAAAAAAAGUUAGUAAGUUAGAUUUUGUUUUAAUUUAGUCUGUGAAUUAACAAAAGGGUUUAGUGUUCCUUUUUUGAAUUUGUGGUACAAUUAUGAAGUGAAAGGGUAAGUGAAACGUACAAACUUUGAAACACCAAAACAGUUGGAACUGUUGAUUAGGUAAUAUUCGAAAUGUGCGAAGAUGCCACAAAAUUAAAACCAUGUCAACGGUGAAUAAUAAUCUAUGGAUAAUAAACAAAGACGCGGAUGGAUUUAAAAAAAGAAAACACGGGUUCAAAUGUCAAACAGUGGCAGUAUGGCGCUCAAAAUGGCGGGAGUUUGGUGUCGUGAUAUUAAUUUUACACGUUGGACAUGUGAAUGCUGUUGAAAGCCUGACUUCCCGCGUGUUAGCUUCCUUCCUAGGCUACCCUGCAUCUUGCACAAUUGGAAAUGACGUCAUACCAUGCACAUUAUCUAUUUCCUGUUGGCUUCGUGGAGGGAUACGGUCUAAAGGCUGCGGAGGGUGGCUGUUCUCUUGUUGUGUGGAUAAUGAACUUGAUAACAGUAUUGCGUCAUCAGAUUGGCAAUACAAGGUGCCACCGAAGCUUCGUGUUCCACAGAGAAAUGUCAUCCCUCCGAAUGUAUUUCGGCGAAGGGUUGAUGACGAAGACCAUGUAGACUGUGGUGUGCCAUCUACUAGGGUACUUCAGAAGCGUAUAAUAGGGGGUCGUGAAGCAAGACAGGCGGAAUUCCCUUGGCAGGCUCAUAUCAGAAUCUCUGAGUUUCAGUGUGGGGGUGUACUUGUGUCGCGAUGGUAUGUGGCAACUGCAGCCCAUUGUGUAUCCAGGGCUAGAGUCAGAGACAUCGCUGUGUGGCUUGGUGCUCUUGACACGAGUGCAGGUUCCCAUACAGCAAGGAGACUUGGAGUAUCACAUAAACUACUCCAUCCCCUCUUCCAAUUUCGUAUGACACAACCGGAUAGAUAUGAUAUAGCACUACUUAGACUCACAAAACCCAUUACCUACACUAGCCACAUCCUUCCGAUUUGUCUGCCUGACACCGAAAUGGAAUUGUGGGGGAAAUCGGGUGUGAUAGCUGGGUGGGGCAAAACGGAUGCCAGUAUGGGCCAUACAGGGACCAAUUUGUUGAGGUCGGCCACUGUGCCUAUAUUGAGUAUAGAUCAAUGCAUCAAAUGGCACCAGAGCAAACAGAUUUCAGUACAAAUACAUUCAGAGAUGAUCUGCGCAGGACAUUCCGAUGGACACCAAGACGCCUGUUUAGGUGAUUCAGGGGGUCCUCUUAUAGUAAAGGAAAACGGUCGCUUCUUCCUGGUUGGAAUAACUUCUGCUGGAUUCGGUUGUGGAGUCGAUCACCAACCUGGUAUAUACCACAAUGUUCUGACUACAGCAGCCUGGAUUAGAGAUGUGAUUAAUCCUACUAGUAACUAUAUAGACUUUUAAAAUAUAGUUUUAUUAAAAACGCAAUUAAGUUUUAGUCAAAUUUUGUUGAAUAUUUCUUUUAUAAGCUUUUUUUUAUUUAACUUCAGUGUGUUGUUAUUUUUAUUGGUGUACUAAAUGAGAACAAACAAUAAAAUGGUGCCGAGAAG
Molecule: messenger RNA, 1727 nt
Organism: Pieris rapae (cabbage white)
Lineage: Eukaryota; Metazoa; Arthropoda; Insecta; Lepidoptera; Pieridae
Product: serine proteinase stubble
Exons: 9
Coding region: 343-1581 (412 amino acids)
Biological process (GO): proteolysis
Molecular function (GO): serine-type endopeptidase activity
Source: RefSeq, a predicted model, not a curated record